This is a messenger RNA of Aspergillus nidulans FGSC A4, 950 nucleotides long. RefSeq names its product proteasome core particle subunit alpha 1 (gene prs2). Bases 109 to 873 code for a protein of 254 amino acids. Lineage: Eukaryota; Fungi; Ascomycota; Eurotiomycetes; Eurotiales; Aspergillaceae. The record is from RefSeq and is a predicted model, not a curated record. The transcript has 5 exons. Gene Ontology annotation, biological process: protein catabolic process; proteasomal ubiquitin-independent protein catabolic process; proteasome-mediated ubiquitin-dependent protein catabolic process. Gene Ontology annotation, cellular component: proteasome core complex, alpha-subunit complex; cytoplasm; nucleus.
GCCGUUUUCCAAUCUCAAGCUUCUCCCUGCAUCCGAUCUAAACCUCGCUCUCUUCUUUCUCCAUACCUCUAAUCAUUUUCGUUAAGUACUGUUCAGAAUACCACAGUCAUGUCUGGAAGCGCAGGUUACGAUAGGCACAUCACCAUCUUCUCGGACCAGGGUCGUCUUUACCAAGUCGAGUAUGCAUUCAAAGCUAUCACUGCCGCGAACAUUACCUCGAUAGGCGUGAGGGGAAAGGACUGUGCCGUUGUGUUGUCGCAGAAGAAAGUUGCCGAUAAAUUGAUCGACCCCUCGUCCGUCACGCAUAUUUUCAGGCUCUCUCCUUCAGUUGGAUGUGUGAUGACCGGGUCAAUCGCCGAUGCCAGAGCUUCCGUCGACCGUGCUCGUGGUGAGGCUGCUGAGUUUCGAUACAAAUACGGUUACGAGAUGCCAUGCGAUGUUCUUGCCAAACGUUUGGCCAAUAUCAACCAGGUUUACACACAGAGAGCAUACAUGCGCCCACUCGGAGUUGCGAUCACCCUGUGCUCUGUGGACUCAGAGAAAGGGCCACAACUGUACAAAUGUGACCCCGCCGGAUACUACGCUGGAUACAAGGCCACUGCCUCGGGCCCGAAGCAGCAGGAGGCGCUCAAUCACCUGGAGAAGAAGCUGAAGAACAAGGAUUAUGCAGAGGGCAGCUGGGAGGAGGUAGUCGAGCUGGGGAUUACGGCACUGAGCAGUGUGCUGAGCGUGGAUUUUAAGAAGCACGAAUUGGAAAUUGGCAUCGCCGGCGGUCCUCGAACAGACGGAAAAGAAGGCACAGAUCCUCAUUUCCGGGCACUGACGGAGGAGGAGAUUGACGAACGGCUGCAAGCCAUCGCCGAGAAGGACUAAGCCGCGAGCCGGCUCGGUAUUAGCGGUAGACGUAAACGACUGUCAAGACGAUACAUUGAUCGCGUUCUGAACUCGGG